Molecule: messenger RNA, 657 nt
Organism: Naegleria lovaniensis
Lineage: Eukaryota; Heterolobosea; Eutetramitea; Acrasida; Naegleriidae
Exons: 1
Coding region: 1-657 (218 amino acids)
Source: RefSeq, a predicted model, not a curated record
AUGUUGAGCAAUAAUACCCCUAAUAAGAGAAAAAACACAUUUGAUGACACAAUCAUCAAUAUUUCAUCCGAUUCCAAUUCUGAUAAUUAUGAUUAUCAAACUGAUAUUCCAACAAUUGAAAUUUCAUCUCUGCAGAGAAAUAACGCAACUGAAGAACAAGGAAUGAUUCACGAGAAAGCUAUGAAUGUUGGAAGCAGUACUCCUAAAAGAAAGAGCAAUAUUACUGCACAACAAGACACUCCAUCAAAACAUGGCUUCAACGGAGAGAAUAAUGGUGUCUUUGGAAGAGAAUUAAGAGGAAAUAAGACUCCUAAUAAGAAAGUUGGGGGAUUUAAGGAAAGUAGACAAGAGGAAAAGAGUACUGUUCAACAAAAAGGAUUGUUAACCCCAGAGAAGAAGCGGAUGAAGAAAUCACCUGUUCCUCUUAUUAAUCUUAGCAGUACUGAUGACGAUAUUGAAGAAGAAACAUCGUAUGAGGAACCACAAAGAGUAAUUCGGGGAGGAAUGUCAGCUGAGAUGAAAUUAGAAAAUUAUGGGGACUAUUUGAAAUCUCUUGCUAUGAUGAUUGUCCAUCAAAAAUUGCUUCCAAAAGGAUGGAUGAAAGGGCCUGAGAAGAAUUCAAUUUGGGUUUGGAUAGGUGACCGCCUUGACUUGUAA